Paramecium sonneborni is the source of this 1346-nucleotide messenger RNA. The record is from the annotation of a GenBank genome assembly. Lineage: Eukaryota; Ciliophora; Oligohymenophorea; Peniculida; Parameciidae.
AUGUAAUAAUCUAAUGAUGUGAAAUAUUAAGACCUGAUUGAAAAAGGUCAAGAAAUAAUUAAAGAAAUCAUAAAUGAAGUGGAAAAAGAUUUUGAAAAGUUUUUAGAAUUCACAGAAAAACACACAAAGAAAGAAAUAAUAAUUUUAUGUGGAAAUACUGGAGCUGGAAAAAGCACAAUUUAUAAUUGGUUAUUGGGAGCUCAAUUUUAAAUAACUAGAAAUUCAUUAUAAAUAAAAUAGGCAAAUUAAGAAUUUAAAAUAUCUCCUUAAAGUUCAAGCAGCAUAUCCGUGACAUAAAAUCCAUUCUAUGAGUAUAUUUAAGAAUUCGAUCACAUUUUAGUAGACUUUCCUGGAUUUGAAAGUACGAAAAGUGAAAAUCAUCAAUUAUAUGUUGAUCUACUUUUUAAAAAGAUAACAAAUGCAUUUGAAACAAAAAUAGUAUAUGUAUUAGAGAAUACAAAAUUUAACUUAACAUAAAGAGGAAAAGAUUAUUAAAGCUUUAUUAUAGAUAAAAUAUAGUCAGAUACAAAAAAUGUAGAAAAUGUUUGUUUGAUUCUAAAUUAAUAUAAUGAUAGACCUUCUGAUGAUGAAUUUAUUUAAAAUGUUAAGGAUAUUCUUGAAAAAAGAAGAGAACUUAAAAAUUUACCAAAAAGUAUUUGUGUUAUUCGAUAAAUUCAAAAUGACAAUGAUAUAAAUGAAAUUUUAUCAGAAGAAAAGAGAUAGUAACUUAUUUAAAAAUAAGUUUAAGCAAUAAAAAUUACUUUAAGACCUACCAAUUCAGUUAAAUUAUAAGAAGGCUAAAUCAUAAACGAUUAUCUAAAUGUUAUGAGUUAAUUUUAUUUUACAAAUUUAACAAAUAUGGGAAACUAAAUUAAAAUGAUGAUAAAUUAAAAAAAAAUAUAGAUAACAUAAUAAUGAUAGAAUCAGGAGGAUAAAUUGAAUCUUUUAAUAUAUAAGAAAUAAAAAAAUUGUUCAAUUUAUAUAAAACUAUGAUUUAAACUUGCAAUAAUUAUAAUGAAAUUUUUGAUAAGGAUUUCAACAUUUUUGAGAAGAUUUAUAAUUAUUUUGAACCUUUUAACCCUAUGAUGAAAUGUUUUGAUUAAAUACAAUAACAACUUAAAAAUGAAUAAAGCAAUCUAGAUACAAUUAAUUAAUUAAUAAAAAAAAGUUAGGAAAAUAAUAAAGAAAUAUAAAUGAAAAGAGAUUAGAUUGCAAUUCAUAUAAAUGACACUAAAGAAGGUUCAGAAGGUUCCAGUAUUUUAGAGAUAUUUGGUUGGGGGAUUGGUUUGGGGAUUGGUUUUGUUGCGUUGGUAGGAGGAAUUUUAAUUGUCUUCUUUAAAAAAUGA